Suillus paluster is the source of this 1717-nucleotide messenger RNA. RefSeq lists its product as uncharacterized. Gene Ontology annotation, biological process: proteolysis. The transcript is spliced from 16 exons. The record is from RefSeq and is a predicted model, not a curated record. NCBI's taxonomy places the organism in Eukaryota, Fungi, Basidiomycota, Agaricomycetes, Boletales, Suillaceae. Bases 376 to 1593 code for a protein of 405 amino acids. Gene Ontology annotation, molecular function: metalloexopeptidase activity.
GGCAUGAGGAAUAUUAAUAUUAAUAGAUUGUGGCCAUGAUGAUGUAGUGUACCGUACUCGGUCCUUUUUGAUUACUCACAGUUGUAGCUAUUGCACCGGAACCAUGUCAUUGUGUAUAGACAGUAUAGUACUUUGAGUGUACAGAUGGGCCAUUCCAAGCCUGCUAAGAAACGAGUUUUGAAAUGCUGAGUGCUGAGCUGAGGGCCGAGGCCAACAGUAAAUGCUUAGCUUCUGAAUCCCACACUACGAACUUCGUCACAGCACCGCGCGGCCGCAGUAGUGCUAGUGCUUACAUCACGCCGAUCGACCGACUUCAAAAGCUUGGUCAACACGGUGUACUUAUAGCUUUACUCCGUACUCCCACCGCUAAGUAAUAUGAAGUCAAAGAUUUCGCUCCUCCUGCUCUCUUUUAGCGGAAUUGCACUUUCCAAUCCUGUCAAACAAGCCUUCUAUGAUACAGGAAGCAACCGCCAGGUUGUUGUGCAAGGCCAGGUGUUUGACGUGCCCUCUAGUCCUCAACCCGGUUUCAAUUUGGACUUGAAUGAACUCCGGCUGGUUCAGUUAUCGGAAGGUCAGGAACCGGUAUGGAUGACCGAACUCGAGAAGAUCGAGGCUAAAGGCAAGGGGCUUCGUUUCUUUGACGUGACAGAGAACCUUAGCCUCGGUUCGACUGCUCACUUGCGCAUUGCGACGAAGACUUCAUACCCACCGCUAAGCGCACAUGAACAAGUCACCAAAGUCAUCAAGACUCUUUCUACUGAAGGACCCAGGGCAAACUUGGUGAAGUUCUCGAGCUUUAGAACAAGGUACUAUCGCAGUCAGACAGGAAAGGAGAGUCAGCAAUGGCUACUGUCAAAGAUCAAUGAAGUUACGUUGGAUUUUGCGUCGCCUUCAUUGAAGUCUAUGAUCAGUAUCAACGAGUUCCAUCAUUCUUGGGGACAACAUUCGAUUAUUGUCAGAAUCAACGGUUCCGAUGCAGUGGACGAUCGGAUUGUCAUCCUUGGUGCUCACCAAGACAGCACGAACAUGUGGCCAUUCCUUGCUGCCCCUGGUGCUGAUGAUGAUGGAUCUGGGAGUGUAACCAUACUCGAGUCAUACCGUGCACUUUUGGAAAAUGAUUUCCACCCAAUCCGACCUGUUGAGUUCCACUGGUAUUCUGCUGAAGAGGGUGGUCUUCUUGGUUCACAGGCUGUCGCUCAGCACUAUGAAGCUCAGGGUUUGAAGGUUUUCGCUAUGAGUCAGUAUGACAUGACAGCAUGGGUAAAGAGAGGUACGCCAGAGGAAGUUGGUGUAAUUGUGGACUAUGUGGACCCAACCUUGACGACCUUCAAUAAGGAACUGAUUACUGAAUAUCUGGAUAUACCAUUUGUUGAAACCAAAUGUGGAUAUGCUUGUUCCGACCAUGCCCCUUGGAGCAAAGCGGGAUAUCCUAGCAUCUUUACUAUUGAGGGGGCAUUCGAGAAUUCAAACCACAAUAACAUUCAUACCGCCAACGACAGGAUUGAUAUCUCGGAUGAAUUUAGCUUUUCGCACAUGCUGGAGUUUUCUAAAUUGGCUGUGGCUUUUGCCAUCGAGCUUGGAGGUUCACUUUGAAUGAUUUUUAUAUCUACUUGUCUUAGACCACGCAGCAACGUUGGUAGACUUGUAGUUGACUUGUAGGUGGGCGUUUCCGGCGUCAUGACGUACGUGAUGACCAUUAUGAGCCACCUGCGUCAGA